Molecule: messenger RNA, 912 nt
Organism: Phragmites australis (common reed)
Lineage: Eukaryota; Viridiplantae; Streptophyta; Magnoliopsida; Poales; Poaceae
Product: non-specific lipid transfer protein GPI-anchored 20-like
Exons: 3
Coding region: 158-742 (194 amino acids)
Source: RefSeq, a predicted model, not a curated record
CAUCACCCAAAGCUUUUCCCUCCAAAACAAAACAAGAGAGAGAGAGAGAGAGAGAGAGAGAGAGAGAGAGAGAGAGAGAGAGAGAGAGAGAGAGAGAGAGAGAGAGAGAGAGAGAGAGAGAGAGACGACGACGACGCGUGACAGGCUGACAAGCGAGAUGGCCCGCCUGAUCGUCAUCAAGCUGCUCGCCUUGGCCUUGGCCGUGAUGGCGCUGGCCGCGCCGGCGUCGGGGCAGGGCGCGGCGGUGUCGUGCACGGCGUCGCUGAUCACCAGCUUCACCCCGUGCUUCAACUUCCUCACCAACAGCACCAACGGGACGCCGACGGCCGACUGCUGCAAGUCCCUCGCGGCGCUGGUGAAUGCGAGCACCGACUGCGCGUGCCUCAUCCUCACCGGGAACGUGCCGCUCGGCGUGCCCAUCAACCGGACGCUCGCCGUCACUCUGCCCAAGGCGUGCAACUCCAUGUCCGUCCCGCUCCAGUGCCGAGACACGUCGUCUCAGAUCCCUGCUCCAGGCCCUGUCACAGAUGCGCCCUCCUCGUCCCCGCUGCCGCCAGCGACGCCGGCAACGCCGGAGACCGAAGCGCCUGCGCCGCCGGUGGAGCCCACCGCGACGCCGCCAGUCAGCCAGGGGCAGACGAGGCCGACGGUGGUGCCCAGCUCCGGCUGGAGAGAGAGCUCUCGCGUCUCCGCGACGGCUGCGUUCGUGCUGCUCCUCGCAGCUGGGGGAGCGCUGGUGUGAUUGCAUUCAUCGCGUUGGUCAGCUGAGCAAGCGAUGAGCAAGCAGAGUGGUACACAGAUUAUAUUGUAUUAGUAUUUGUUUGCAAGUCAUUUGGGGCAUUGAAUUCGCAUUCUUUCAGGUUGAAUUAUGUAACGAUACAGUUAUAGUGAAUAGUUAUAUGUUUCAUUUCA